UCUUAGCGACUAAUUUAUUUUUGUAUUUUCCGGAACUAAGUUAAUCCAAGAUAUUCUAGUAGACGCGUUAGUGUAUUCCCACGUGUUGCCGGUCGGCUUGGUCCAAAAAUAAACAAACCCAGUUGGAAGACUAUUAUUAUUUACUCUUGACGGCACAUGAGUUGGAACCGGCCAUGAACGGAUCCUGGAAGGUGGUGCUGCCCGUGGGCUUUGUGCUAUACAGCCUUCCACUGUUUCUCCGCGUAAACAGCACCUCGGACUACGUAAUCGACGAGGAGUUCCACAUUCCGCAGGGCUUGGCCUUUUGUCGCAAGGAGUUUGAUGUGUGGGACCCGAAGAUAACAACGUUCCCGGGCCUGUACCUCAUCGCCCUCGUUCUCAGUCCCUUUAACUUGUGUACUGUUACGGGCCUGCGGCUGCUAAGCUUGGCAGGCGCCGGAUUCAAUAUCCUUCUGCUAUACAAGAUCCGGCGGCGCGUUCUCUCCGGCUCCGGCGGCAACUCGUACGCAGCCCAUGAAGCUAUUACGCUGUCGGUGCUCCCGCCGCUCUACUUCUUUAGUCACCUGUACUAUACGGACACCCUUUCGCUGACCAUGGUGCUGCUCUUCUAUAACUGCUGGCAGCAGGAGGCGCACCUGCCGGCGGCUGUCUUCGGGGCAGCCAGUGUACUUAUGCGCCAGACGAACAUAGUGUGGGUCUGCAUGGCCACCGGUAUAACCGUGCUGGACACGCUAGUCCAGCAAUGUGUCCGCACUCGGGCCGUGCCCAAAGACAAAAUUCGGCUCUUAGGAAAGGAGAUGUGGCUGCAACUCUUUAGUAGCCCCCAACUGCUAUGCAAUUGCAUCCUCAGCAUCUUGGCAAAGUGCUGCUUCUACGCCUCGAUUAUUCUUCCCUUUGUUGGAUUCCUCUGCAUCAAUGGAUCCAUUGUAGUCGGCGACAAGAGUGCUCACGAGGCCACCGUGCAUCUGCCACAGCUUUUCUACUUCGCUAUCUUUGCAGCUGGCUUUGGGAUAUCGAACACUAUGCGCCAGUUCAGGCCGGCAGUGGACUUAAUUCGGCGAAAUCCAGUGAGCUCGGUCAUGGCCUUGCUGGUGAUCCUGCUAGUGGUGUAUCUGAACACCGAGGUCCAUCCCUAUCUGCUGGCCGACAACAGGCAUUACACAUUCUAUGUGUGGAGCCGACUGUACGGCCGAUUUUGGUGGUUCCGCUACGCCAUGGCUCCGGUUUACCUGCUAUCGAUCUGUGUGCUUUUCUGCGGACUGCGUCACUUGCCGGACAGUUUUAAGCUGAUGUUUCCCCUUAGCCUGGUGCUUGUGCUCUGUUUCCAGCGGCUCCUAGAGCUGCGCUACUUUCUGGUGCCUUACAUCCUCUUCCGGCUUAACACGCGGCACACGCGAAAGGGCCUCGCCGAGUGGCUUGAACUGGGCGCCCAUCUGCUGCUCAAUGUGGCCACCUUCUACGUAUACUUCACAAAGGAGUUCUACUGGCAAAAUUAUCGCACUCCUCAGAGGAUCAUCUGGUAACUAUAAACAUUCCGCGUAAGCACAAAAUAAAAACGUGUCGGCAUUUUCAAUAUUGCUUUUAA
Messenger RNA from Drosophila serrata, 1585 nucleotides. RefSeq names its product alpha-1,2-glucosyltransferase Alg10 (gene Alg10). The record is from RefSeq and is a predicted model, not a curated record. Gene Ontology annotation, molecular function: dolichyl pyrophosphate Glc2Man9GlcNAc2 alpha-1,2-glucosyltransferase activity. Gene Ontology annotation, biological process: protein N-linked glycosylation; dolichol-linked oligosaccharide biosynthetic process. Gene Ontology annotation, cellular component: endoplasmic reticulum. Lineage: Eukaryota; Metazoa; Arthropoda; Insecta; Diptera; Drosophilidae.